GUCGGAGAUGUCAUUUCACGUCACGCUAUGCCCGCACGCGGUGCGACUACAUUAAAAACCGGAGCGGCGAAAUAAAAAACGUUGAAUAUCUUUCCUAUACUAAAACCCUAAUCCUGUCGAGUGUCGAGCAGCGUGGCAGGUGGGUCCCACCCUAACAGAGGUUGAAAAACGCUCGUAUAAAUAGUUAAGCACACAGGGGCAGAGUUUUAACCUCAGAGGCAGAGCCCUUCUUUACCCUCAUCACCUCAUAUAGCCCAGAAAGUGAGGAAGCUGAAAACCCUCCCACUUCGAGCUCUGCUCCCUCUGCCCCCCAUUCGUCCCAAUUUUCCCUCUUUUUCCUGAGAAGCAAUCAGGGGUUUCAGCUGCAGCUUCGGUUGUCCGGUUUCUCGAGAAAUGGUGGCUGACAGGGGCAAGAAAUCCAAGGUUGAGGAAGAGGAUUCUGAUCACGUUGAUGGGGACCUCGUUCUCUCCAUUGAGAAGCUGCAGGAGGUUCAGGAUGAGCUCGAAAAGGUUAAUGAGGAAGCGAGUGACAAAGUGUUGGAAGUUGAACAGAAGUAUAAUGAGAUACGCAGGCCUGUCUACAAUAGGCGGAAUGAGAUUAUCAAGUCUAUUCCAGACUUUUGGUUAACUGCUUUCCUGAGUCAUCCUGCACUUUGUGAUCUUCUGAGCGAGGAAGACCAGAAGAUUUUUAAGUAUUUAGAUUCUCUUGAUGUGGAGGAUUUUAAGGACGUGAAGUCAGGAUAUUCCAUCACAUUUAACUUCAAGCAGAAUCCGUAUUUCGAAGAUACCAAGUUGACAAAAACUUUUACCUUCUUUGACGAAGAAGGGGCAACCAAAAUAACUGGUACAAGCAUUAAGUGGAAGGAUGGCAUGGGCACCGCUAAUGGAGUUAGUCAUGAGAAGAAAGGAAACAAACGGCCAAUUGCUGAAGAGAGCUUUUUUAGUUGGUUCAGCGAAACUCAACAGAAAGAGGUUAUAGAUGGGCUUCAAGAUGAAGUGGCAGAAAUAAUUAAGGAGGAUUUGUGGCCCAAUCCUCUCAAAUAUUUCAACAAUGAGGCUGAUGAAGAGGACUCUGAUGGAGAUGAGGAGGAUGACGAGGGGAAGGGCCAUGAUGACAUGGAAGAUGAAGAAGAAGAAGAAGAAGAAGAAGAAGAGGAAGAAGGUAACGAGGAUGACAACUGAACUCCUACCAGCCAGCUUUUGCUCUUCUUGCUUUCAUGGUUCUGGCCUUGUGCAAUUUGAAGCAAGAACAUAAGUUAUUGCAGAUGUUUCUGGUUGCAAGACAAACAAAUGACUGUCUUUAAUGAGUAGCUCUUUUGUAGGUAACAGGCUGCUGCCAUGGUUAUUUAGUCAUCCUUUUGAGCUUUGUUUGUUCUAGGUCCUUUUCUCCUUUCUCCAUGCAUCUGUUGAUGCAGCCCUUUUUCCUUUAAUUUUCUUUGGUUCAUAGAGGGAGUUCACAAUGAUGCGAAGCCAUUGGUGCUUUAUGCAUUACUGAGCUUCUUUACAUACUGUCCAUAUGUUCAAUUUCUAUGAAGCUUUUAAUUUUGGUUUUACGCUUGAA
Malania oleifera is the source of this 1561-nucleotide messenger RNA. RefSeq names its product NAP1-related protein 2-like. Gene Ontology annotation, molecular function: histone binding; chromatin binding. The record is from RefSeq and is a predicted model, not a curated record. The transcript is spliced from 10 exons. The coding region runs from base 394 to 1182 and encodes 262 amino acids. Gene Ontology annotation, biological process: nucleosome assembly. NCBI's taxonomy places the organism in Eukaryota, Viridiplantae, Streptophyta, Magnoliopsida, Santalales, Ximeniaceae. Gene Ontology annotation, cellular component: chromatin; nucleus.